AUCCCAUUCGCUGCAAUGGAAAUUGGAAUAGCGCGCAAUCGCUCUGAUUAUCGUUCUAUAGAUCGAGAUAUCUAUGGCUAGGGAUGAGUAAUUGAGUGGUCUUCAACAAUUGUUCUUAUAGAGACAUUAGAUCUUAUAUCUCUAUGUUGUAACGAAUAUAUAAAUCUAUACUAUAGUAUCGUUAAUUCGUUAGUGACAAUACAAUUACUACACCGUCCUUUGUCCGAGUUAUGUUGAGAAACUUUGCAGUCUUUGCACGAAUUGAUUCACCAAUCAUAUGUAUAAUUUCGGUCGAAAGAACAGAUCAAAAUAUAAGUAUACCAAAAGUGUUUUUUUAAUGCAGUGUGGAUUAAAAAAAAAAAUUGGAAACAAGUAUGAGUUGUGUCUGGGAAUGGAAAUAUAUUUGGAUUCGACUGAAUAGCUAGUUCCUUUUCUAUAAAAAAAAAAAUGAGCCCCGUGGACGUAAAAGUUGUACUCCUGGGCAAUGAAGCUGCUGGCAAGUCCAGCCUGAUGCGAAGAUACGUAAACGAUAGGUUCAAUGAUACCGGAGUAUGCCAGAAUACGAUAGGUUCUGCAUUUGCUUCCAAAGUUAUUAAAAUAAACAAAAAGGAAGAGCUUGUUCUUGGAAUUUGGGACACUGCUGGCAGUGAAAGGUACUUCUCCAUGACUAGGACAUACUAUAGAGGUGCAGCAGCUGCAAUUAUCUGCUAUGACGUUACAGAGGCAGAAUUUUUUAACAAAGCAAAAUUCUGGAUUCGUGAGUUAAGAAGUGUUGAAGAAAAUUGUAAAAUAUAUUUAUGUGGGACUAAAAAGGAUUUGUUAAGUGAUACCUGUCAAGCAAAUCCAAGCCUAGAAACAGUCAGAGAAUAUGCAGAGAGUAUGCGGAUUAAAUUAUUUAUCACCUCAAGUAAAACUGGAGAAAAUGUUGAAGACAUCUUCAGUGAAUUGAUUAACGAUUACUUGCAAAAUCCCGUACACCAAAAAAAAGUGGAGAAUUUCAUUGUUCUGGGGACUGAGAGCAAGAACUCAACUUCUCGAUGGUGUUGUUCUGUUUUGUAAGGAGCACUUUCUGUUAAGCUUUUUUUACUAUUGACUGAACAAUCAUUAAAAUUUUUCGUUAACCACACAGUAGUUGAAGUAAGAUUAAAUCUUUAUGUAGAGUGAUUAAAAAAUUCAUAACAAUUUUUUUUGAAAUAACCACAGUGUUU
Messenger RNA from Copidosoma floridanum, 1208 nucleotides. RefSeq names its product ras-related protein Rab-24. The record is from RefSeq and is a predicted model, not a curated record. Gene Ontology annotation, molecular function: GTPase activity; GTP binding. Gene Ontology annotation, cellular component: lysosome; late endosome; phagocytic vesicle. Gene Ontology annotation, biological process: phagosome-lysosome fusion. Lineage: Eukaryota; Metazoa; Arthropoda; Insecta; Hymenoptera; Encyrtidae.